Neurospora tetraspora is the source of this 1179-nucleotide messenger RNA. RefSeq lists its product as uncharacterized. The coding region runs from base 1 to 1179 and encodes 392 amino acids. The transcript has a single exon. Gene Ontology annotation, molecular function: 3'(2'),5'-bisphosphate nucleotidase activity. Gene Ontology annotation, biological process: sulfate assimilation. The record is from RefSeq and is a predicted model, not a curated record. NCBI's taxonomy places the organism in Eukaryota, Fungi, Ascomycota, Sordariomycetes, Sordariales, Sordariaceae.
AUGGAUACCCCAUGCGCAACAGAAAUCUCCAUCGCCAUCCCAGCUAUCCAGCUUGCCGCCCGCAUCUCCAAACAUGUCCUAGCAUCCGCCAACAAAGGCACCAUCGAGAAAGCCGAGGAUCUCUCUCCCGUCACCGUAGCCGACUUUGCUAUCCAGGCCUACCUUACCAAGGUCCUCUCCUCCUCCUUUCCCACCGACAGCUUCGUAGGCGAGGAGUCCGCCGCCGCCCUGCGCACCAACCCCGACCUGCUGCAGCGCGUGUACGACGUCAUUCACGAGUGCAUUGACGAGGUCUCCUCGUCCAGCAACGACAACAAUGAGUCGCAGGUUGCGAUUGCCGAGGUGGUGAAGCGGGGUGCGCCCGAGAGCAAGGAGCAAGUGUGCGAGCUCGUCGACCGGUGCGGCGAUGGUGGGAAGGACGGACUGAGUGCCGAUUCGGGACGGACGUGGGUCUUUGAUCCGAUUGACGGCACCGCGACGUUUGUGCGUGGUGAGCAGUACGCUAUUAAUGUUGCGCUGCUCGAGGGUGGGAAGCAGAUUCUCAGCGUGGUGGCGUGUCCGUUGCUGAGCAGGAAGGCGACGGCACCGCUGGGCAAUGCGAGCGUGUUCAAGGCGGAUGAUGAUGAAGAUGGCGAGGAAGGGUGUAUCGUGUAUGCGGUUCGAGGUUUUGGGGCGUACGUGAGGCCCUUGUUCGUCGGACAGGGUUCUGGUUUGACCAUGUGCGCCUCAGAGUCGCUAAAAAGACAUGCGGAUGGCGUUACUGUUUCCGGGCUGAGGUCGGUAUCAUGCUGGAAUCUGCUGGGUUCGGGCGUGGAUGAUGCACAUAAGGCGGCCACGGAGAGGCUCGGUGUCGAGUUCCCAGGUUCCGACCUGCUUGGGUGGGUGCCGAGGUGGGUGGCCCUGGCCCUGGGGUUGGCGAACAUGACUGUCUGGGUCUACAAGAGACGCGAUAGAUAUGCGAAGAUCUGGGAUCAUGCCGGAGCUAUGCUUCUCUUUGAGGAAGUUGGUGGCAUGAUCACGGAUGUUGAUGGAAAGGAUAUUGAUAUGACAAAGGGGAGGAAGCUGAGUGCGAACUUUGGGUUUGUGGCCGCGCCGAGAAGCGUUCACCACGUUGUGUUGAAGGCUGUGAGACAGACCUUGAAGGAACAGGGAAAGGAGGCGCUUCUUACUGCGGCUUAA